This is a messenger RNA of Colletotrichum acutatum, 1179 nucleotides long. RefSeq names its product NAD dependent epimerase/dehydratase. The transcript is spliced from 7 exons. The coding region runs from base 1 to 1179 and encodes 392 amino acids. The record is from RefSeq and is a predicted model, not a curated record. Lineage: Eukaryota; Fungi; Ascomycota; Sordariomycetes; Glomerellales; Glomerellaceae. Gene Ontology annotation, molecular function: oxidoreductase activity, acting on the CH-OH group of donors, NAD or NADP as acceptor.
AUGACAGCUUCCAUUCGCAACGAACAGUAUUCGGGGCCAAUUCAACCCACACAACGUCCGCCAAUUCCUCGUCUUUCAGUGGCGCCCGAGUCAACUUCUAUUGACUUGCGGGUCAAGACACACACCAAACUCGCCGUUACCGGAUUGAGUAUGACGUUCAUUGAGAACCCUGCUGUCCCCAAGGGAUCAAUUGCAGUCAUCACUGGCGCUAAUGGCUACAUUGCGUCUCACAUCGCAGACCAGUUCAUCCGACAUGGAUAUAAAGUCCGCGGAACGGUCCGUAACCCGAAGAAGAGUGCUUGGCUUGUCCCACACUUUGAGAAGAAGUACGGGGUCGAUGGCGCGUAUGAUGAGGCUAUCAAAGGGGCGUCAAUCUUCGUGCACACUGCCACCGUCAUCGACUUCAACGGCGACCCGGCCGAAGUGAUUGGAGGCGCAGUGAAAUGCGGGAUGGUCGCUAUCAAGGCAGCAUACAAGGAACCAAACAUGAAACGGUUCGUCCUAACUUCAUCAGCCUCAACUCUCAUGCCACUCAAGAAGGAAAACUUCUUUGCCCUAAAGGGCCAGACGGUGGAUGUGGACACAUUUGGUCACGACGCCAAGGCAUUGGCUUGGGCGCCUCCUCCUUGGGGCGUUGAACACGGCGGAGCAAUUUACGGCGCAAGUAAGAUGGAGCAAGAGCAAAACAUCUGGAAGUUCUACGAAGAGAACAAAACCAAUCGGCCAGAUAUCGUGGUCAACUCGAUUGUGCCAGACUUCAACUUUGGGCGAAGCAUUGACCCUUCGCAAACUGGAGGCUCGUCGUCGUUCGGCCUCAUUGUCGAGCUCUUCGAGGGAAAGACUCUCCCCGAACUUUGGCAUCUUCCCCACUACUUUGUCGACGUCGAGGAUGAUGCUGCCUUGCACGUUGCGGCGGCUAUUCUGCCUGAUGUCAAGAAUGAACGCAUCUUCGCAUUUGCCUAUCCAAUGAACUGGGACAUUAUCUUGGAUAUCCUUCGGAAGCAGAAUUCGGGAAGGAAGUUUGCCGAUGAUUUCCACAAUGAAGAAUAUCCAGUGACAGUGAAGCCCAUUGCGAGGGCAGAGAGCCUGCUGAAGAGGCUGGGCAGGCCGGGUUGGAUCUCUUUGGAGCAAAGCAUCGCAACCAACACCGAGCACCUGAAGACUCUGGACAGUGCAUAG